CGUAUCAAACUGGGGCUUAAGAGUCUCGUCAGCAAGGGCAUUCUGGUCCAAACCAAGGGCAUUGGUGCCUCUGGUUCUUUCCGCCUCAGUAAGAAGCCGGGGGACGUGAAGGAGAAAGCUCCCAAGAAGCGGGCAGCCCCGGCCAAGCCCAAGAAGCCGGCAGCCAAGAAGCCCGCCAGCGCCGCCAAGAAGCCGAAGAAGGCGGUGGCUGCAAAAAAGAGUCCUAAAAAAGUCAAGAAGCCGGCGGCUUCUGCUGCCAAGAAAGCCGUGAAGAGCCCCAAGAAGGCAACUAAAGCUGCAAAACCGAAAAAAGCUGCGGCACCAACCAAGAGCCCCGCCAGGGCAAAGACAGCGAAACCUAAAGCGGCAAAGCCUAAGGCGGCCAAGGCAAAGAAGGCGGCGCCCAAGAAGAAGUAA
Molecule: messenger RNA, 417 nt
Organism: Apaloderma vittatum (bar-tailed trogon)
Lineage: Eukaryota; Metazoa; Chordata; Aves; Trogoniformes; Trogonidae
Product: histone H1.10-like
Exons: 1
Biological process (GO): nucleosome assembly
Cellular component (GO): nucleosome
Molecular function (GO): DNA binding; structural constituent of chromatin
Source: RefSeq, a predicted model, not a curated record